Molecule: messenger RNA, 1467 nt
Organism: Fusarium sp. VM40
Lineage: Eukaryota; Fungi; Ascomycota; Sordariomycetes; Hypocreales; Nectriaceae
Source: the annotation of a GenBank genome assembly
AUGGGCGCUUCAGAACACAAUCAGCGAGCAUUCGCAGACGAGGCCACCGAGGCGGCACCGCAUUUAUCAAAAGCCCACAACGAUGGCGACGAGAUUCUCGAGAGCCUAGGCUAUACACCCCAGCUACAGCGUAACCGAUCAACCCUCCAGGUAGCCUUCAUGGCCUUUGUCCUUGCCUCGAUCCCUUACGGACUUGCAACAACCUUCAACCCACCUGUCACUACUGGAGGCCCGGUGAAUAUUAUCUGGGGCUGGGUAGCCGUCUCAGCCAUGAUCAUCUGCGUCGCUGCGUCUCUUGGUGAAAUCACGAGUGUAUACCCUAUCGCGGGAGGUACUGACUCCCACUACCUUGCUCACAACACUCGUGUAUAUUAUCAAACCUUUACGCUAGCGCCCGCCCGUUGGCGCCGCGAGGCUAGUUGGAUCUGUGGCUGGCUUUUUGUUGUUGGUAACAUCAGUAUCACUUUAUCUGUGACUUUCGGCACUACGUUAUUCAUCGUCUCGGUUGUCAAUCUUUUUGAAACCGCGCCCGGCGUGGGAGUCCUCGCUGGCGAACCAUACCAGGUAUAUUUAAUAUUCGUUGGUGUCACCGUGUUUAGUAAUGCUGUCUCAGCUCUGGGCAAUAAGUGGCUGCCAUGGUUAGAUACGGCCGCCAUCUUCUGGACCUUUGCUGGUGUCAUUGCGCUUAUGAUCUCUAUUCUUGUUCUCGCAAAGGAAGGCCGUCGCGACGCCAAAUGGGUCUUUACCCAUUUUGAGAAUAAUUCUGGUUGGCCCGAUGGAUGGGCAUUCUGUGUUGGACUACUCCACGCUGCAUACGCUACCUCUUCAACUGGCAUGAUCAUUUCCAUGUGCGAAGAAGUCAAAAAGCCCGACAUCCAAGUCCCGAAAGCAAUGGUCGCCACCGUCUUUAUCAACACACUCGCCGGCCUGCUCUUUUGCAUCCCGAUCUGUUUUGUCCUCCCCGACCUCAAAUACCUCGCCAGUCUUCCCUCGGCCCAGCCCAUCCCUCCAACCAUCAAGGCGGCCGUUGGAUCCUCCGGUGGUGCGUUCGGGCUGUUAUUACCGCUAGUUGUUCUGGGUAUCAUCUGCGGCAUCGGCUGUAUCACUGCUUCAUCUCGCUGUAUCUGGGCGUUUAGCCGUGAUGGAGCUAUGCCAGGGGCCAAGAUUUGGGCGAGGGUUAACGAGCGGCUAGACGUCCCUCUUAACGCCAUGAUUCUUAGUAUGGUCUUGCAUUUGCUACUUGGCUUGAUCUACUUUGGGUCGUCGGCGGCAUUCAAUGCCUUUUCUAGUGUUGGUGUGCUAACUCUUAACGCAUCUUACGCAACACCGAUCGCGAUCAAUCUUCUCACCAAGAGGGAGCAAGUCAAGGGGGCUAAAUUCCCGCUUGGCAAAUUUGGAUACUUUGCUAAUUCUGUGGCUGUCGCAUGGUCCAUACUCGCAAUCCCGCUCUUCUGCAUGCCUUUCUAA